UUGGCGAGGGUAAGAGCGAGUAGCUCUCUCAUGUCGCAGGUUUCUACUCUUACUGCUUUUGUGAGUGUACGGCACGUUUUUGUGAGUAGGGCCAGUUUCUGCAUGAACUGAUGUGUAUUGUGGAAAACGAUUGAAAUUCAGUCACAAGGAACCAGAUAUUUUAGAAAGCGAAAUGAAACCUGUUUACUAACCCGUUCUAGUUAUUUGCAAAGUCGUGCACCUGCAUUUUAGUGUUUAAAUCAAUGCACUAAAAGCUGUGUAUUUUUGUUUCAGAAUUGAAUCUAAUUUCUGUACUUUUACCGCUGCUUAAAUAAGAAGUGUACUGAAGCGAGCAGGUUCGCAGCAGUGUAGCUAGUACGUCUGUUCUCACGGUGGAGCGGAAGACACCACUUACAAAGUUUCUUAACCGUUUGCAAAAGGAAAAUAACAGGAUUAUAAUGGAUUCGCAUGAAGACACACCAAUGGGAUUUUGGGGUAGCGAAAGCGAGUCUGUCAUUGCACGACAGUACCCGAUACACAAAGCGUGCCGUGACGGGGAUGCAGUCACUCUUUCCCGGGCAGUGGCUGUCGCAAGCCCCGAUCAACUCGUUGCCGAAGAUCAAUUUUACGGGUGGACUCCUGUCCACUGGGCUGCAUAUUUCGGGAAAGUGGAGUGCUUGAACGGGCUUCUACGAACCGGUGUAAAUGUAAACAUCAGGACGAGUCGUUUUCAACAGACACCGGCACAUAUCGCUGCGUUCGGCGGUCACCCGACAUGUUUGUUGGAACUUUUGAAAUCCGGCGCCGAUUUCCAUGCAAGGGAUUAUCUCGGUGAAACACCAAUGCAUAAAGCGGCGCGUGUUGGCAACGGCGAAUGCAUAAAGACGCUCAUACAAAAUGGAGCCCGUGCAAACAUUUGCAACAACAAUGGUCAUACAGCGGCUGAUUUAUCUCGCAUGCAGAACUUUAAAGAGUGUGUGAAUAUAUUAGAUGCUGCAUCUGGUCAAUUAGCUGCACAAGUUUCCUAUAAUGGUCUCAAUGGCAGUCAUGUUCUUAAUGGUUCAUCUGGUUGUCAUGUGACCAAUGGGAAUGGUUUUGUAACAAACGGUCACAACAAUGGUACGAAUGGUCACCAUAAUAAUGGAGUAACAAACCGAAAGCGAAGCUAUGAAGAUGAGAGCAUACCGUUGUUUAAACGAGCACGUGUGGCAGAUAAGCUCUCCAAGUGUAUCCCGGUAAAGAUAAAAGCUCCAAGCAAACUGGAUGAGUGGGCAUCAAUGGAAUGCGACAUAGAAUCCUACCCCGUCACCCCACCAGAAUAUCAGAACAUUAACUCAACUGAAGCUUGCUUUCGUGCCCCGAGUCCUGGCAUGGACUUCCGGGUUGAUGAAGACAUGCAACUAUGGUGUCACAUGCAUGGCUAUGGUGAUACAGCUGAAAGUUUAUCAGAGGAUGAGCAUAGCAUCCCUAGGUAUAAGUUAAAAGGGAUCCAGACAACUGGCUGGUGUUAAAACAUUGUAUGUUUUUUACGUUCUCAUUUCACUGUCCAUUUACUAAACUUGAGCUGCCAAUGCUGGAGCGCCAGGUUAACUAAUCGGCGCACAACGCUGUGAUAUUUUAAGCUGCUUUACACUAUUGUGUGUAUAAUCCAAGUGUUUUUGAGGUGAAUCCGCAAUGCUGCGCAUAAACUAGCUGCGUAUUAGCCUGUACCAUGUAGUAUAUCUUGAUUUUGCACAUAUUAACACACUACAUUCCACUUGAAAAGUAAAACUGAAACACAAACUGUUUUCCAACUCAAACGUUGUAUCAAAAUCGCACAUUUAAUCAAAUAACAUUAAGGUCUUAAUGACUUAACCCACAAACAAUCUAAAACGCCCUGUGCAACUUGAUUUCACAACAUAACUACACAGUUUUGUCAUGUUUUAGUUCUGCAAUGUUCCAAUUUUGUGCAUUUUUUGGUUUCUCUGUUAAAAGUCUGCGGCUGGCUGCAGCUUUGUGUACUGACGGGAUUAGUUUAAGUUGCUGCAUUUUCUUUCUGCUUAAUUUUUGUGACUUAGUUUUGAGAUUGAAUCGUUUUUGUAAUGUUCAGCACAGACAGUCAUUUUCAUUUUUGCUUCUGAAAAAAAAUGACUCCAUGUUUGUUUUAUAGAUGUCCUCACCGUUCUUUUUACUGUUACUUUUGUAUAGAAAAAGCAAAAAUACAAAAAUAAGUUCUUCGAUUUCA
Messenger RNA from Ciona intestinalis (vase tunicate), 2203 nucleotides. Its product is annotated as ankyrin repeat domain-containing protein 10. The record is from RefSeq and is a predicted model, not a curated record. Gene Ontology annotation, molecular function: protein binding. Lineage: Eukaryota; Metazoa; Chordata; Ascidiacea; Phlebobranchia; Cionidae.